AUGGUACUGAGGAGAACAGCCUACCAACCAGCUUUGGCAUAUGCUUUCAGAGAAUAUAAACCUAAAGAAAAUGUGAUGUUUCUGGAUGAUGGACAGAAGGUGUCUGCUGUCACCACUAAGACCUACGUGUUUGUCCCUGAGUUGAGUAAUGGAGAUCCUGAGACAGAUCUGAUUAGGACAGUGAAUAUUCCUGUUGUGACUGUAAUGAAUACAGUAAGGUAUUCUAGUCUGCAGAUUUUACUGCUAAAAGCUCUGUUGAUUAUCGAAAGGGCUGGCAUUUUUACAACAAGAACAGUACAUGAACUCCUUUGGGGUUACAAAGAUCCAGUGCUUUCAGCCAUCCACUUCUUGGAAAAGGACGUUGAUGAUUACUUUGGGCUCUAUUAUAAGAUGAACAAGACAGAUGAUGGUGAAUAUGUUUUUCUUACGGGGCAAAAAAGUUAUAAAAAUUUUACUACCAUUGUCGAAUGGAGAGGUAACAAUUCAUUGGACUGGUGGACAACAGAUGCAUGCAAUAUGAUCAAUGGGACUGAUGGAACCUCUUUCCACCCCUUGAUAACCAAAAAUGAAACCCUGUUCUUCUUUUCUUCAGACCUUUGCCGGUCCCUCUAUGCCAAUUUUGAGCAGGAACUUAGUGUCAAAGGGAUACCAGUUUUGCGAUUUGUGCCUCCAAGUGAGAUUUUUGCAAAUUUCACAGUGAACCCAGAAAAUGCUGGUUUCUGUGUUCCAGCUGGAAACUGCCUGGGUUCAGGUCUAUUGAAUGUGAGCAUGUGCAGGCAAGGGGCUCCUAUCGUUCUUUCAUCUCCACACUUUUACCAGGCAGAUCAAAAAUAUAUUGAUGAUAUUGAGGGAAUGCACCCAGACAAGGCGAACCAUGAAACGUUUCUGGACAUAAAUUCUCUUACAGGACUCCUCGUGAGGGCAGCAAAACGAGUUCAGAUCAAUGUUUACAUUGAACCAAUAGCAGGAUUUGAUCAGACUGAGAAUGUCCAAACACUUGUGUUUCCUGUGAUGUACCUCAAUGAGAGUGUUUUGAUUGACAAUGCAUCAGCUGCUAAGUUGAAUUCCAUGCUCCUGCAGUCCAAAGUAGUCACUGUGAUUCCAUUUAUGAUAAUGGGUUUGGGGAUUCUCUUUGGUUUGAUCUUUGUCAUACUUGUGUGCACUAAUCGCAAUGAGGUUAAUGAGGCAUCAGAGGCAGAAAGGACACCCCUUUUGAAACCAUCUUGAAACUUCAUGCCAGUAUUUCUGCAGCCUGGUUGAGAGAAACUAUGCAAAGGAUGCACGUUUGUUUUCUUUGACACAUUCUAGAAUUACCACAGGUUUCCAAGUCUCACAGAGCACAAUGUGUUAUCUAUAAUGUUAAAUUCUACUGACAUAACUAAUAAGUUUUCAAGGUUCAGCUUGCGAAAUUAUACUUUGGUAUAUAACACUACUUCAAGUAUCAAAUGCAGCUUUUAUAAAUUUAAGUAAUAAUUAUGAUUUUUAAAUGAAUUACCUAUUGCAGUUUUGCAGUGUUGACCACUAUGACUUUAGUUUGUAAAGGCAGAACUUCUGUAACCAAGCAUUUGCUUAAGAUCUGUGUUUAGUUAUGAUGAAGUGUACUGUCAUAGCAAUGUUGUAUUUGGCACUGUGAGGUUUUUGAAUAAGUUUUAUUUGUGUAUAUAUUGAAGUAUAUGUAACUUAGCUUAUUUGACUUUAAUGAUCGUGGUUACAGGUUGGGUGUUUUCUUCUGUUUUAGAGAGAUCUGGUUUGUUCAGAUGAGAACACUUAUUCCUAAAUAACAUCCUUCCUUCAUUUUCCCCCAUCCCUUAGCUGCACUUAUAUUUACUUCUGCACUCGCCAUAUGGACUGGAAAGUAUUUUUUGUAAAUACACCUCUUGUGAUAUUAGAAAAGAGAGUAAUGAUGCUACAGUCAAUAAUAUCAAAGUAUUUAUGAGAUCAGGUGGAAAAAAUGGUUUUGCUCAUAUUUGGGGGAGAAAGAAGGUAGUCAAAUUAAUGAGGAAUGUCAGUGCCAAACAAUGUUCUGUCUCUACGUAUAAAUUUGGAUUUUGUUGGUGUCUCUGUGUACUGUUUGUCUUUAAUUACACCCCAGCCAUCAUCAGUUCAGUUGUAUAUGACUUAAUUCAGAAUGUAAUAGAAAAGAUAUGAGGAAGGACAUAUUGUUAUUUACACAUCCCUCCCUCUUAUUCCUGUGUUUUGUAUUCUGGUGAAUCCACUAGUGGAAUUGUGGGCAGUUUACUAUUCACAUCACCGCUGGCAUAUUCAUGUAAUGUAGAGAGUUUUGCCAAUGAAUUGUGGCAUUUCAAAACUUUAGUGCAUGAACAAAAGCAAUUUAAGGAUCCAAGUUACACUAUGUAUCAAAUUAAUAUUUUGUAGACGUUGUUAACAUGUUAGCUCAUCAUUUACUAGGGUGGUUAAUAAUCAAGUUAACAUCCACCCUUGAAUCUGUCCCAGCAACUGUACUUACCAAUGGUAUGUCAUGGUUAAAUUUCUGAACUUGGCCUUCUACGUUUAGGCCAAUAAUGUGAUGCUAAGCACUGUCCAAAAUAUGAUCUAAAUUUUCAAGAAAGCAACUGUAAAUUUCUGUUUAGGACCGGCCUUACUCACCUUCACCCUGUAUGCCAAGUAGUGCACUCUGUAUAUAUUUUAAUAUGGAUUAAGAUGUUUUAGAUAAUUUUUUUGAUUUUUUUUAAAAAAUAUAAGCACAACACUUCAUUCAAGCAGUUUUUAUGAUGUACUGACCCAUGUUUGGCACUGCAGAAUGUAUGUAAUCGUAAUGUUAUUUCCAAAAUAUUAAUAAAAAAUAUGCUAUUUAA
Messenger RNA from Rhincodon typus (whale shark), 2816 nucleotides. Its product is annotated as lysosome membrane protein 2-like. The coding region runs from base 1 to 1227 and encodes 408 amino acids. The transcript has 11 exons. The record is from RefSeq and is a predicted model, not a curated record. Gene Ontology annotation, biological process: receptor-mediated endocytosis; protein targeting to lysosome. NCBI's taxonomy places the organism in Eukaryota, Metazoa, Chordata, Chondrichthyes, Orectolobiformes, Rhincodontidae. Gene Ontology annotation, molecular function: scavenger receptor activity. Gene Ontology annotation, cellular component: lysosome; membrane; cytoplasm.